UAAAAAUGUUUCUCAGGGAUGUGUUUUCUUGUUGCACCAAUGGCCCUUGUGUUGCUAGGUUACAUCACCACAACUAGGACGGUUUGCCGGAGGUCUAACCUAACACGAGCUAAAACCCAUGGAAGUGGACAUAAAACAACACCAAGUUCUGCAUUUUUUUCAGAGAGGACAGCUUGUAACACUUUUUUUAAUUUUUUUAUUUAGCUUACUUCGCUUCUGACUUAUAAAUUGUGUGGUCGCUAAUUUCACUAUUUUUCCUCGUCAUAAUCAGCAUGGAGGCCGGAGGUAAACUGAAAGAACUAAACAUGACAGUGGAUGAAGUCGACAGACUGACACAAGCUUUCAAAGACGAGAAAUUCAGGGAAAUGUUUCGCGAUUACGCCAAUGAAAUAUCAGACCCUGAGAAUAAGAAAAAGUAUGAAGAGGAGAUCAAACUUUUGGAGCAGGAGAGAGGAAACACGAUUGAAUUUAUCCACCCGGAACCAUUUAGGGCGCUCAGGACGAGUGUGAACGGCAAGCAGAAGUGUUUCAUCAACAUCUGCGCCAAUGAAAAAGUUGGAAAGCCUGAAUGUAAAUGGGGUGUGUCGGAGGAUGGUCGCAGAGGACAGUCCUGGUCCCUGCCUCACAGUCUGCCCCCAGGGAGACAAAACAUAGAUCCAAAAGGGAACAAGGCAAUGAUCUAUGAUGUUAUUUUCCACCCUGACACUCUCCACAUUGCAAGCAAAAACAAGAUAUUUAUGGAUAUAGUUCACAGCACAGCCAUUCAGGGAAUCCAGAAUGCUUUUAAAGUGACUCUAGAUAAAAACAAUGUGAGGGAGAUGAAUACAAAAUACAAAGGCCUCCCGCAGCCUUGUGUCAUCCGAAAACCCAUACUUGGAUAUAAAGCCAAGGAGCCCUCAGAGGAGCCUGACCCUCUUGCAUUCCCAUACCCAGAUGAAAAAGGACCUACCACAUCCCAGGAAACCAAGCCCACAGAAUCACCCGCAACAAAAAACAGCAGUGAUGCUAAACCUAAAAGCUCCCAGAUCCAGCCUCAGAAAGCCAAAGAGCCUACCAAGCCAAACUACACUGUACGAUAUAGAUCUUUUAUUGAUCUACAGGACUUCAGAUGUUCUAGAGACUCUGCCCAAAGCCCCAGACCCAAAGAAAUAGUGUUUACCAUCGACAUGCCACUUCUGAAGGCGGCCACAGACGCCAGCCUUGAGGUAAAAGAGAGACUGUUGUUGCUGGAGUCCAAGAAACCAGCCUACAGACUGGAGCUGCCCUUAGCCUACCCUGUGGAUGAUGAUAAAGGAGAGGCAAAGUUCAACAAACAGAGAGGACAGCUUACAGUCACACUGCCUGUUCUUCCUUUGAACGAAGCUUUUGAUUUUGCUGUAGGGUCUGCUCACACUAGUGUUAGUGAUGACAAGAGACAGAAGGAGAAAAGUGAGGUGGAAGAGGAUGAUAACUGGGAGGAGAAGGAAAAAGAAAGCCAGAAAACUGAGGAGGAGGAGCAAAGAGGUGUUGAAAAAGAUUUGAGGCAGCAGACAAGGUUAGAGAAAGGUGAAGGAGAGGGAGAAAAAGCUCAGGACGAAGGAGAGGAGCAGAUGAGGGAAGGCCAGGAAGGUGUAGAGGGAGAGGAAAGUGGAGUGGAGGAGGAGAAAUUGAAAGAGCAGGAGCAGGGAAAUGAAAACGAAGUUGGAAACUUGAACCUACAGAAGACGCAGCAACAUAAGGAUAAAAAUGAUUCCAGUCUAACAAGUCUUCAGUGUGAUAUUGUUUCUGCUGAAGAAGAAAAAUCAUUGCCUGUUGAUAACAGGCUUGUGGCCUCACCUGAGACAGAAUACCAGCCUGUUUUAAUCACUGCUGAACAUCCAAGCUGCAUAGGAAAAGGAGAAGUAAAUCUGAACUCAUGUUUAGAGUCAACACCCAAAAUGAAGACUUCAGACAUCAAGGAGGAGACUGUAAAGACAAGAGAGAGUGUACAUGGAAAUGAGGUGGAAACAGAUGCUGCAUUUCUACAUCUCAGAUCCACUGAGGAAUCCCAAAGUUCCAUAGCAGCUAAUACUUAUAGCCGGAACAACAUAAAGGAUUGCUGCACUUCCCAGGAGUCCAGCAAGAUGCCUGCAACAGAUGAAGCAAGCAAUUCAAGCAGAGGAGGUUCAGGCAACAGGGCGACUUUCUUCUCUGAGGAACGUGCCAUGGGCUCCGUAAAGAGGGAGAGGGAGAGCGUAGACGAAGACGACCUGCUGACAGAGCAAAUCUUCCACAACCCAGAGCACGGCAACAAGCCACCACCUGUGUUAUUGAGGGAAAUUGAUAAAGAUGGAAAUGAAAAGAUCAUAAGUGAUCAUUCCACAUCUGCUGGGUUCAUCUUCCAAAACUCCCUGAUGUAUGAGCUGGACUGAGGACUGUGUGCAGAGGAAGGUUCAGGGCAAGUUGUGAAGAUUUUUUUUUUUUCUGAAUUACAUCAGGUUUAAAUGCAAGUUAUAUCAGUUAAAAACGUCUGCAGUGUCCAACAAUAUUAAAUGUUCCAAAAUGA
Sander lucioperca (pikeperch) is the source of this 2524-nucleotide messenger RNA. RefSeq names its product dynein axonemal assembly factor 2 (gene dnaaf2). The record is from RefSeq and is a predicted model, not a curated record. The transcript has 3 exons. Gene Ontology annotation, biological process: axonemal dynein complex assembly. Gene Ontology annotation, cellular component: cytoplasm. Bases 273 to 2390 code for a protein of 705 amino acids. NCBI's taxonomy places the organism in Eukaryota, Metazoa, Chordata, Actinopteri, Perciformes, Percidae.